Drepanopeziza brunnea f. sp. 'multigermtubi' MB_m1 is the source of this 2298-nucleotide messenger RNA. The record is from RefSeq and is a predicted model, not a curated record. NCBI's taxonomy places the organism in Eukaryota, Fungi, Ascomycota, Leotiomycetes, Helotiales, Drepanopezizaceae.
AUGCCGUCGGGUCGCGGCAAACCGAACAGAGUGAACCUGUCCCUGUCGAAUUGGGCCAUGGGUGGCUCACUGCUUUCCAUCAGCAGCUCUCCUGCAUUUGCAAAUAGGAUCGCGUCUCGGAAGAACAGGCAUUCGUCUGAUUCUGGAUUCGAGGAUAAUCUGAGCGACGAUGGACCACCUGCCAAACAACCCCCUCCUACGAUCUCAUCCAAGAAGUCCUCCGGCUCCAAGAAACCCGCCCCCGCCCCCGCUCCUGAGGUCAGCGCCCCCUCAGCUACGCCCGCCUGCGUAGAUUGCAAUGUCAAAAAGUCCGCUACCGAGAAAUGCGUUCCGGCUUGUCCAGUCUGCAACCAGGAGUGCGUGUGGGAGAAGCACAUGCAUGAGAAAUAUGGUCAGAUGACAUGCCCUGACUGUCGUCGCGGACAGGAGUGGUUAAUGGAUGAGUUUCACAAGGGAAGAGGCGAGUAUGGAUGUGAGAAGUGCACGCCUGAUUGCAAGACUUGUGGACGAGGUCCAGUUUGGCUGAAUAAGAAGUGGAAAAAGACGUUGAGGAGAAAAGUCAAGGUCAUCCAGGGGGAUGAUGGGAAGAAGAAAGAGAAAAGUAAAGACAAUGGGGAGAACGAAAAAAACCAGGCCAAAGAUGAAGAGGAGAAAAACAAAGCAGCUAAAAAGGCAAAAGAAGAGGGAGAGGCAAAAGCAAAAGCAAAGGCCGAAAAAGAGGCCAAAGAGGCCGAGAAAGUUAAGGAGGCUGAAAAGGCAAAGGAAGCUGCAAAGGCAAAGGAGGCCGAGAAGGCAAAGAAAGCCGAGAAAGAAAAAGAGGCUCAAAAGGCAAAGGAGGCGGCCGCGGCCAAUGGCUGGACCACCGAGAAGGAUGCUAAGCUCACUGGUAUGAAAGCUGUGAACAAAACCUGGAAGGCCAUUUCUCUGGAGGUCGACAUGAGCAAGGAUGACUGUAUCGAACGCUUCAGGGAUCUGAAGAAGAAAGCCGAAUCUGAAGGCGAGAAGAAGGAUGAAGCUACUCCGGCGGGUACACAGGACAACAGUGGUGGUGGCCGGGAAGCAGGAUUCGACAUAUUCGGUGAUGGUUGGGGGAGCACAGAUCCGAUUGUCAUUGAAGAUACUUCCGGCAAAGAGUCUGGUAGACAGGAGAAGCAAAAUAAGAGCCUGAAGAAAGAGGGUGGAAAGAAGAAAAAUAAGGGCAAUAAACAGGGCAAGGAUGCUGGAAAUGCUGGAGGAGGUGCUAAUCAGACAUCGGGUGGCGAUGGCUGGGGCAAUACAGAAGACAACACUCAACCAGCCGAGCAGACUAACACUGGCUGGGGUGGUGAUGGCUGGGGUGAUGAUGGCUGGGGCAAUACGGGAGACGAUACUCAACCAGCCAAACAGACUAACACUGGCUGGGGUGAUGAUGGCUGGGGCAACACAGGAGACAACACUCAAUCAGCCGAGCAGACUAACACUGGCUGGGGAGCGUCGGGAAAUUCAGGAGACAAUACCCAGGCAGUAGAGCAGAACAACUCGGGCUGGGGCAAAUCUGGCAUUUGGGGAGACAACAACCAAUCGACAGGAAACGAAGGCUGGGGAGCAGUCAACGAUACAACAGGCGCAGACGGUGGUAAUAAAGGCGGCACAGGCAACUCUUGGAGUAAGCUCAAGCCCACACCUCCCCCAGGAGGCUAUUUCAUGGACUCAAACCCCACUGGAAAGUCUGUCAAGCCUGGAAACGCAGUGCCUUUAGACGAUUGGGGUGCUUUCAACAGCUCAUGGGUUGAACUUGAUCCGUCAACCCUCGACGAUCCCCCAAACACCAAUUCUGGCUGGGGAGGGGGUGCAUGGGCCAGUAAAUCUAAGGAUACUUCUGGCAACGCAUCCAAUAAUGGUAACCGAAACAGUAAUCUGGGCGCGGGUAACAACCAUAAUCCAAGUGUUUACAACUCGUGGAACCAAGCUGGCGGCUCGUGGAACCGAAACUCGGGAAAUGGAGCAGGAAAUUCGCCAGCAAACAGCCAGGCCAACACACCCGACACUCCCAAAAGCCACAAGAACUCGAGAAAUGAAUUCAGUCACCACCCGGGCCCCUCCAGCUCCCAUUGGAACAGCACCGACGGCGGCAGAGGCGGACUCCAGCCAUCUAAUCUUGCUUGGACGGCCGAUGACUGUACGAUGCUGGGACUGUUGGAGCAGAGACAUCGCGAGGAGAAGUGGGCACGUAUAAAAGCCGAUUUCUACAACUGCACGGGUCGAAUGAUUCCUGCUGAGUUGAUCGAGAACGAAUUCCGGGCGACUGGCGCCUCAUAA